Sesamum indicum (sesame) is the source of this 1529-nucleotide messenger RNA. Lineage: Eukaryota; Viridiplantae; Streptophyta; Magnoliopsida; Lamiales; Pedaliaceae. The record is from RefSeq and is a predicted model, not a curated record.
CACAAUUCAGAACAAGAACCAUUUCCCCACCACGAAAAAAAGGAAAAAAUAAUGAUGCUUGGAGAAAGAAGCUAUGGCGGCACAGCAGUCCAUGUUCCUCCGUGGUCUCCCACUGCGGAGGAUCCCGGCUCCUACCCGUUCAGCCCCACCGCCGGGAAUGUUAACAGCUCCGCUGAUGACUACUAUCUGUACUUCCAGAACGAUUCCUUGAAGGCCUUGCAGCGAUUCUUGCCAUCCAACUCGAACGACGCCGUGGCGGAGUUUCAGGUUCCUGACUCGGAUAACGGCGGGACCGGGGAUUUUCUUCCUGUGGACGCGCACUCGUGCGAUCAUUUCCGGAUGUUCGAGUUCAAGGUUCGGAAGUGCACGCGCGGCCGGUCCCAUGACUGGACGGAGUGCCCGUUUGCUCACCCGGGUGAGAAAGCCCGCCGCCGGGACCCUCGGAAGUUCCAUUACUCCGGCACCGCUUGCCCCGACUUCCGCAAGGGCAACUGCCGUAAAGGUGACUCCUGCGAGUUCGCGCACGGCGUUUUCGAGUGCUGGCUCCACCCCGCCCGCUAUCGUACCCAGCCAUGCAAGGACGGUAUGAACUGCAAGCGCCGCGUCUGCUUCUUCGCCCACUCGCCCGACCAGCUGCGGGUUUUGAGCCCCCGUGCCGAGACUUUCGACGGCUCGCCCCGCCGCCUUGCCUUUAUGUCACCUCCGGAGCCGGUGUCGCCGCCUAGCGAGUCUCCGCCUAUGUCUCCUAUGACUCCUACAUCAGUCAACGAAAUGGUGGCUUCUAUGCGCCAGCUGCAUCUGAACAAAGUGAAGUCCAUGCCUUCGACCUGGCUGGGCAGUUCUUCGUCUCCCCGGCUUAAGAUGACCCCACCAGGAUACUUCAGCCUGCCCACCACUCCCACCCGCACCAUAACCAGACCCGGAAUCAGCUACUUCGAGACCUGGGACAGCCCACAACAAGAGGAAGAGGAACCCAUGGAGAUGGUAGAGUCCGGGAGAGACUUGAGGGCCAAGAUGUUCGAGAAACUAAGCAAAGAAAAUCCCCUGGAACGGGUCGACCCGGAACCAAACCCGAACCCGGACGUGGGCUGGAUUUCUGACCUGGUAACCUAAAACACAACAAUUUUCUUGGUGGAUAAAAUUUUUGGUGGGCCUCUUAUUUUACUUGAAUGAAAGUUGAAGGCAGGAGCAAAGGGGUUAGAAUCGUCAAUUCGGAAGGAUAUGUAAAUAGUAGUUUUUUAAUAUUGGUAUGGUGAUGAUGAUGAUGAAUGAUGUUGUGAGGUUGAAGAGUGUAAUCUCAUUUUUUGGGGCAGCCUGAAAUUCGUCAAAGAUGACAACGUUGGAAGGCUUUUAUUGUACAGUUGAAGGACGGCAGCAGCAGCAGAUGGGUUUUGGUAAUUUCAUAAUUUGGUAUAAUUAUGUAAGUAGGUAUUAUUGUUGUUGAUUGUUGUACAUAUUGAUCCGAGAUGCUAAUAUUAAUUAAUUAUUGUUAUAUGGGUAUUGAUAAUUAUCAUAUGGGUUUUUGCUCA